AUGACGACCACUCAACACCAGCAGAUGGUAUAGGAAUAUGUGUCCAUGGAGUUCUCCAGCUCCACCACCCACAUGGAGACCUUCUCCCAGACAACCAAGACUGUGGGAGGAAAUAAAGCAGUAUCCAGAACCCUGGUGCAGGGAACCCCCAAGCCCAACAUAUCCUGGAAGAAGGAAAUAGGAACUACUAAGAUCUUCUAUAACAAAAUCAACAAGGAACACAUGCUAAUGGUGAGGCUAGACCCCAAGGACUGGCUGAUCUCAGGUGACUCAGACAACUACAGGUACAUUACAAACAAUGAGCACACAGAUGCCAUUACACCAUCUGUGCUGGUAACAGAGGCUGGGCCUGAGGAGAUGACAAAUGAAAAAGAGAUGCCAAUGAUUUGGGCCGAGGUACCCAAUAAGGACUUCACAAAGGUCUGUAUGGACUAUGGUUUCCCUGACUUGGGAGAGCUGCUCAAGAAGCUCAAAAUGAUAAAGAGGAAGUGGAGAGAUAGGGGGGUCAUUAGAAUCCUGAAGCCACUAGAAGAUGUAGAAACCAAUGACACCACCAGUGUCUUCACCUGCAUCACAGAGCUGAAGGACCCCAUCCUGAAUAAUACAAGUCAAGGUGGGAAGCACCUAACCACGGACCACCCUGGCCCUACCAUGGCUUCUGCCUCAUCUAUGGGAACCAAGUACAUGCUGGUUAUUACUAACAUAAACCUGACCAGGACCAGUACCUAAGGCCUGACUGUGGGAGAUAAGUGGAUAAGCACCUCCAUCUCCCUGCUCCCUGCUGCAGAUGAGCCACUGAAGUUCAUGGAAGAAGUGAAACUGGUAGCAGUGACCAUGCAGACAGCUGUGUUUGAGAUCUACUCCUCCAAGGAAGAGAAUGACUCUGUGUGAAAGUUCAACAGGAAGGAGCUGAAGAGGGGUAACAAGUAUGAGAUCUCACCGUCUAAGGAUGGUCUGACUCACACAGUUAAGAUCAAAGAUGCCAGACUCAGCAACAUGUGGGUUUUCUGCCCAGGCAGGAACCUGUUUCAAAAUGCAUGUGUAAAAGAGAGGGGCCACUCACACCUUGAAUGUGAGCUGGUGUCUAAGGAUGUGUCACUACCCUCAGAGAAAGAUGAGUGACCACUGUCGCAUAGCCUCAAGUACAGUGUGAGCCACAAAGGCAAGCAAACUGAGUGUGUCAUUAAUGAUGUACAGAGCAGAGAUGGUGGGAAAUACACCACAGUGGCCAUGGAGGAUGGGGACCCCACUGAAUACUGCAGUACUGCACCCUCACUGUGGAAGAAUGCCCUGGUGACCGAUGUGACCAGAGAAUUGGUGACCAUGAUAUAGAAUGUCCCUUCCCAGGAUGGGAUGGGCCAGUGCUUGACAACUCUGUCAAGUGAAAGAAAGAAAGGCAAUAAUCUGUGGUUACCAAUCAAGGACCCCAAGGACCCCAUUGAGGGAGAGGUACUAGGGACAGAAGUUCUGGGGCUCACCACUGCCCACUGUGACCUGGAAAAAGACAGCAGCAGCAUCAAUGGCUGGAAAACCAUCACCAAGAGCAAAAAUUAUCUCCAAUUCCUCAUUAGCAACACCAAAAGUUCUGCCUAUGGAGAAUAUCAGAUCUUGCUUCAGAAUGUGUUUGGGAACACACACUAUACUGGCUUCAUGCUAUUCCUCCAGAUUUCCAGACCUCCUGCAAACCUACAGCUAUUUGAAGAGGCCCCCAACACAGUGACUCUGACCUGGAACCAUAAUCCUGAGCUCCAGGAAGAUGGUGAUGCUCACUAUGUCACCUGAAGAGGGAUGAAAGUAGCCCCCACCUGGUUCACUGCAGCUGUGUGUGCCCUCAGCAACAAGUACAUGGUGGCCAGCAGGAAAUGCUUCUUCAGAGUGGUGGCUCAAAAUGAAAUGUGUGACAGUGACCCACUGUACUCCAUGGAUACCUGGCUUGCCAAUAAGGACCAGAGUGAAUACAGGACUGGAGGGCUGAGUGGUGUCAGGAAGAAUCCCUGA
Grammomys surdaster is the source of this 1998-nucleotide messenger RNA. It is a transcript of the gene Igsf22, whose product is annotated as immunoglobulin superfamily member 22. The record is from RefSeq and is a predicted model, not a curated record. Gene Ontology annotation, molecular function: protein binding. NCBI's taxonomy places the organism in Eukaryota, Metazoa, Chordata, Mammalia, Rodentia, Muridae.